Sitodiplosis mosellana (orange wheat blossom midge) is the source of this 2817-nucleotide messenger RNA. RefSeq names its product O-acyltransferase like protein (gene drd). The transcript has 11 exons. The record is from RefSeq and is a predicted model, not a curated record. NCBI's taxonomy places the organism in Eukaryota, Metazoa, Arthropoda, Insecta, Diptera, Cecidomyiidae. The coding region runs from base 244 to 2520 and encodes 758 amino acids. Gene Ontology annotation, molecular function: acyltransferase activity, transferring groups other than amino-acyl groups.
GGUGUCUUUCUUUACGAACAAACAACGCUUUAGAUCGCAUUCGUGAAUCUAACGUCUUCAUUGUUGGUCGAUCUGCUUUGCACUCGUGAUUUCUUUAAUUUUUGAUUCAUACAGUGAACUAAUCACGAAAAUCGAAAGAAACUUUAAAAAAUUCUGUAAAAAAUCCCUUGAUAUCGAAGAAAAUAAAAAUAAAAAUUCGUGUGAAAAAUCAACGAAAAAAAAAGAUAUGCAACUUUUAUGUGAAUGAAAAUUGUUAAUUUUUCAAAGAUGAAGCUAUACGUUAUGAUUAGUGUUAUUUUAUUGUGCCUGAUAUCGGUGUAUCGAGCAGACAGUUCGGUGGAUUUGGCAACGUGUGAACGUGAUGUUGGAAAUUGUGAAAAUUUUUCCUUUCGUCGAACACAGCAAAAUGUGUCAAGUGUGAAUACUAAUUCAUCCAAUCAAAAAAGUCUGAAAUCGGUUGCUCUAAAAGAUCUUGGUCUCGUCGAAAAGCAAAUUAUGCUUGAGCAAACAGAUAUUCAGGAAAAUGUUUUUCUAGAAAACAUCGCCAGCAAAAUGUCACGACUGACUCCUGCGUUCGAUCCGUCACGUAGCCACAAUACGUCGGCUGCAUGCAAAAUUCACACUCGACAGUUUCUCGAUGCACUGAGCCGCUUAGAAUUGUGGGCAUACAAAAUGCACGAUGCAUCUGCAAAAAUUCCAUCGGGCGUCUUAAGCGGGAAUAUCAAUCAGCUGGGCGAUUUUGACGAGUGCUUGAAUGUGAAGGCGCCGAACAACGAGUUUACCGGCAAAUAUUGCUUGACCUACGUCCAAAUGACCGUGCCCGACUAUUUGCCAAAGAUGGGAAAAAUUCGCAAACUGCUGCAUUCGCACGAUGCAUUUGUGAACGACUUUGAUGACCCUGGUCAUCGUGUACCACGUCUUUCAAUCAUACAAUAUGCGCUGUGUGUCCCUUCAACAUGCACAAACGUAGACGUCGAGAAUUCCGUGAAUGAAUACUUGAAAGAUUUUGUCAGCGGUACAGCGAUUGAAUACCAACUUCGCGUUGAGAAUAGAAUGUGUCAAGUGAAAAAAGACAACGUUUGGAGCCAAAACACUAAGCUCACCGUCAUUUUCUUUGCAUCCAUAGUAGCAAUAGCCGCGGUUUCGACUGUAAUCGACCUUUGCUUCACCAAACCAAACGAGCUAUUGGUGUCGUUUUCCCUGUGGAAGAAUUCUAAAGCACUUUUCAACUUGGAUCGAAAUCCAAGCGAUGUGACUACAAUUCACGGCAUUCGAUUUAUUAAUGCAGCACUUUUGUUGAUUUCACAUAAGUCCAUGGCAAAUUUUUACAAUCCGUACGUGAACCGAACGCAAAUGAUUGAGGAUAUUGGCGAAUAUUUAUCGGUAAUUGCAAGAGCAGCUGCCAUUUACACGGAUGCGUUUAUCAUGCUAAGCGGUUUAUUGACAUCAUACGCGAUCAUUGGCCGUUUGAAGAACAAUCAGUCACCUCGCAUUGGACAGGAGUACAUUAGCCGAUUUAUGCGCAUUGUUCCAACACUUGGCGCUCUCAUUCUAUUCUGCACAUUCAUUCUACCCGAACUUGGAGCCGGGCCACAAUGGAAUCUUGUGGUCAACCAACAUGCUGAUAUUUGCAAACAAAAUUGGUGGAGAAACUUCCUUUUUGUGCAUAAUUACUUUGGAUUCGAAAAAAUGUGCUUAACUCACACACAUCAUCUGGGUAUCGACACCCAACUUUUUGUACUUUCACCAAUUUUGAUCCUAAUUCUAUGGAAAUGGCCAAAAAUGGGAUCAAUCGGUUUACUUUCGUUGGCUGUAUUCAGUACUGGCGCUAGAUUUUAUGUAACCAUUGCACAUCAACUGUCGAAUUACGUUUACUUUGGCGCUUCCAUAAAGCAACUGUUUCGAACAGCUGAUUUGAUGUACAGUAUGCCCGUUCAUAGAGCGACCAUUUAUAUAUUUGGCAUCUUCACUGGAUAUGCAAUGCGAAUGUACAAACAUGUUCGUCUGACUAAAAGCCAAUUAUUUUACGGAUGGUCAAUCAGUAUCCUCAUGCUGUCGAUUGCAUUGAUUGGACCGGCAAAGAUGGGAAACAUAAACUACAAGUACAAUCCAUAUGAUGCGGCCAUUUAUGCUGCAUUCAGUCCGAUGUCAUGGUGCACAAUUUUUGCUUGGAUCAUCUACACAACACACAUCGGCCACUCAACGAUAAUCAGUAAUUUUCUCUCGUGCCGGCUGUUUUUGAUCACAACACGUCUUGCGUACGCCGUAUAUCUCACACAGUUUCCGAUAUUUUUCUACAACGUUGGAACAACUAGACACUCGGGACAUUACAAUUUCAUUACGUCAACGGGCAACAUAUAUGAAAUUGUUUUCAUAAUCGUGAUAUCUGCCGUUCUCACUCUGUUGUUCGACACACCAUUCCAGAAUAUUAAAAAAUAUAUGUUUCAGAAGACAGAGACUAAACCAAUGAUAAGGAAUAACAACCAUAAAGAACGCAUUGCAGGAAAUAAAGACGAUUAAGAUUUAAAUUAUAGAUUAAAAUAAGUUUAUUUAAAAUAUUAUAUUGAAUCCAAUUAGAUUAAGGAGAAGAAAAAAAAAUGUGCGCAAAGUUCAUUGCAAUCUUUGUCACAAAUUGCGCUGUUAAAAUUGAUACUUAAUAAGAUUUGGAUGUGAAACGAUGUUUUAGAAGUAAAUAAAGUUCCAUGAUAAACGUUAAUAGACAGCAUACUGCCAUUGCACUGGCAAGGUAACAGCCCAGGAAAAUUGUAGCUGAUCUGAAAAUAAAAAUGGAAAAAAUUUAAUUAAUACGUUUAUGAC